Molecule: messenger RNA, 543 nt
Organism: Parnassius mnemosyne (clouded apollo)
Lineage: Eukaryota; Metazoa; Arthropoda; Insecta; Lepidoptera; Papilionidae
Source: the annotation of a GenBank genome assembly
AUGUCUGAUAAGAAGGAAUUGCUCGCCGAAGAAAAGAAACCUAUUGUAAUAAAGAAUGCUACAGAUUUACAGAGAUUAAAACUUGAAAAACUUAUGAAGAAUCCUGAAAAGCCUGUUGUUAUACCAGAGCCACCAAAACAAAAAACACUGCCACCGCCACCAGACUUUGUACGAAAUGUAAUGGGAUCUAGUGCAGGUGCUGGUUCAGGGGAGUUUCAUGUUUACAGGCAUUUACGACGAAAAGAAUACGCUAGACAAAAAUUUAUUCAAGAAAAAAGUGAAAAGGAAAAACUUGAUGAAGAAUACCAUAAAAAAAUUGAAGAAAAUAGAAAAGCUGCUGAAGAGAGAACAGCGAAAAAAAGAGCUAAAAGGUUGAAAAAAAAGCAAAAAAUGAAAACUAAAAUAAAAAAAAUGAAACCUAAUACACAGAAUAUUUCAUCACAGUCGGGGUCAGAUAAAAAUAGCACUGAUAGUGAAACUGAAGAAAAUCAAAGUGACAGUAAUGAUAAUAGGUGUAAAAAUAGUGAUAAUGAUAGUCAAUAA